UGAAAAGCAGAUGAAAGGUCACAAGAGAAGUCAGUGCAGUACGACGAGCCUCACACUAUAUUCCGAACGCUGUUCCUGAACACUAUCGCUACCGUGCUGCACAUUACUCGCUAUCUGCACCUGUUUGCCAAAAGAUACUGUGAGAAGAAAAGCCUGACAGGAAAUACUUGUACAUUUUUGUAGUGCCAAACAGAAAAAAAAAACUCCCUUAAGAAACCAAGGAAGCCAACUGAGAGAGGUGACAGAUUUUGCUUGGCACCUCUGUGAAGUAAGAUAAAGAUGUCAAAUCCACACAGUCACCAUAUGAACCCAACCAUGCAGUCAGCUGUCUCGGACCAUCAUGGGGACCAUAUGACGUCCACCGACACAGGCAACGGGGAUCACAUGAUGAUGAUGAUGCAAAUGACCUUCUACUUUGGCUACAAAAAUGUGGAGCUGCUAUUCGCUGGGCUGGUCAUCAACACACCAGGAGAAAUGGUAGGUGCGUGCAUUGGUGUGUUCUUGCUGGCUGUGUUCUACGAAGGUCUGAAGAUUGGCCGUGAGUUCCUAUUGAGAAGGAAUCAGGUGAACGUGCGUUACAACUCCAUGCCUGUCCCAGGAGCUGAUGGCACCGUGCUCAUGGAGACACAUAAAACAGUCGGCCAGCGAAUGCUGAGUCUCGCGCACUUAUUCCAGACGCUUCUUCACAUCAUCCAAGUGGUGGUCAGUUACUUCCUCAUGCUGGUGUUCAUGACAUACAACGGCUACCUGUGCAUCGCUGUGGCGGCGGGCGCCGGCCUCGGCUACUCUGUUCAGCUGGAAGAAGGCAGUAGUGGUAGAUAUUACAGAACACUGUCAUUAACCUCUCUUGUGUAUAACCUCAAAAAAAACACCCACUUCACAAUCCCAACAUGCACCGCAACUCUAUAUGUGUAGAGCACUCUAUGAUUUCUUUAAUCUUGGUAAAUAUCAGCCAAGUGGCUCUAUUCAUUUUAAAGCUCGAAUUUGAUUCGUUUUUUACAAAUUAGCCCCAUAUUUCAUAUCCCAACAACCGUCUAUCAUCACCAUCCUAAUAAUAGCAUAAGUGUGCACAGCCUAGCAGUCUACCUCCAUAGUACUGAUGGUCACAACUGACAUUAUUUGUAACAUCUCACGGAUUCUUAUGUUUAUGAAGGUGCCUCUGGGUGCGAAAGAGCCUUACUAAACCCUUUGCCUUAAAUGAGGGAACACACACACAUACACCCAAGAGGGCGAGCGUUGACUCUAAAAGCCAAAAUGGAUCUGGUGGACCCAAUAUACAAGCACUAGUGGUGGGAGGGUGAUUUUUUUUCUUUUGAGGUUAUGGCCAAGUGUUUCAAAUCGCUGAAACCACCGUUAAUAAUCAUUGACCAUUGUUUAGACAUAAACACUGGACUGAAUGUUUGCACAAGAAAGAGAGGUUUUGAGACUCUUGAGUUUGAAGUCGAACUUUGCUCCCUUUGGAGUGCUUUUAAGUAAAUACGGGGAGAUUAGUGGAAAGUAAAUUAUAUCUGAUGCCAGUGUCACUGAUUUCGUUUUAUAAUUUAUAUUUGUAACACUCAAUUGUACUUGUUAUCAAUGUUUUCUGGCAAUCUUUAUGUGGAUCCUUUUACGUUAUGACAUUUUUAAAUGACAAAUUGUGGCACAUUUGUGAUGUCGAGCAAAUCAUGAGCUGUUAAAAACAUUAAGGUCAUCACUCUGAUAGUUACUGGGUCUCGGAAUGUGAAUUUUAUGUGGAAAUUGAUGAUAGUUAUUCUCCUUAAUUGAAAGGAGUGUGCCUUUUACAUACAGGACCCAAUAAAAGUGCCCAAAGAGUGUCUCAAUUGCUCGUAAACACAAAGCUUUCUUACUGAGAAAAUCGCAAAACCACAUAUAUUUUGAACCAGUAAGCAUGUGGGUUUUAGAAGAAAGCCUGUUUAAAAGUUUUUUUUUUUGUUCCUUUAUAA
Sinocyclocheilus anshuiensis is the source of this 1943-nucleotide messenger RNA. Its product is annotated as high affinity copper uptake protein 1-like. Gene Ontology annotation, biological process: copper ion transmembrane transport. Lineage: Eukaryota; Metazoa; Chordata; Actinopteri; Cypriniformes; Cyprinidae. Gene Ontology annotation, cellular component: membrane. Gene Ontology annotation, molecular function: copper ion transmembrane transporter activity. The record is from RefSeq and is a predicted model, not a curated record.